GAGUUGACACAAGACUGAAGUUUACCAUUGAACCAUCGCUGGGAAAGAACGGAUUCCAGCAGUGGUACGACGCUCUGAAGGCAGUGGCUAGACUCCCGACUGGGAUCCCGAAGGAAUGGAGGAAGAGGGUUUGGCUCACGUUAGCAGACCAGUACCUCCACACUAUCUCUAUCGACUGGGAAAAGACGCUUCGCUUCGCCUUUAAUGAGCGCAGCAACCCGGACGACGACUCCCUCGGCAUCCAGAUCGUCAAGGACCUGCACAGGACCGGCUGCAGUUCUUACUGCGGCCAGGAGGGGGAGCAGGACAGGGUGGUGCUGAAGAGGGUGCUGCUGGCGUACGCCCGCUGGAAUAAGAGUGUGGGCUACUGCCAAGGGUUCAACGUGCUGGCGGCACUCAUACUGGAGGUUACUGAAGGCAGUGAGAGCGAUGCACUAAAGGUGAUGAUUUAUCUGAUCGACAAAGUGCUGCCAGAGAGUUAUUUUGCCAACAACCUUCGAGCAUUGUCAGUGGACAUGGCGGUGUUCAGAGACCUGCUGCGCCUGAAGCUGCCCAGACUGUCCCAGCAUCUCCACCACCUUCAGAAAGCUGCCAACAGAGAGGCCGGAGGCAGCUACGAGCCUCCGUUGACCAACGUGUUCACUAUGCAGUGGUUCCUCACCAUGUUCGCCACCUGCCUGCCGGCGCCCACCGUGCUGAAGAUCUGGGACUCGGUUUUCUUCGAGGGUUCAGAGGUGCUGUUCCGGGUCGCCCUUGCCAUCUGGGAGAGACUGGGAGAGAGGAUCGAAUACUGUCAGACAGCAGACGACUUCUACAGCACGAUGGGUUGUCUCACUCAGGAGAUGCUGGAGCACAACCUCAUCGAUCCCACUGAACUCAUGCAGGAGGUUUACUCCAUAGCAGUGUUUCCUUUCCCUCAACUGGCUGAGCUGAGAGAGAAAUACACCUACAACAUCACUCCGUUCCCUACCUCGGUCAAAUCCAAUGGAAGUGGUGGUCUGGGCAGCUGGGAGAGCGAUGACGACGCCGACAUGGACGAUGAAGACUCUGUAGUGACGGCGCUCGGUUGCCUGGGUCCUCUGGGCGGCCUGCUGGCGCCCGAGCUGCAAAGAUACCAGAAACAUCUCAAAGACCAGCGAGUGGAGCAGGGGAACAUCGCAGAGCUGAGCCCCGGAGCGGUGGGAGCUGGAGGGGCGGGAGCUGGAGGAGGAGGUGGAGGAGGAGGAGGAGCCAGGGCCGAGCAUCAGGCAGCAAUCAACAGCAUGAUGAUGGAGAGAAUGAGCACCGACAUCUACGCCCUGAAGAAGCAAUACACGCGUAUCAAAAGGCGGCAGCAGCAACAGGCUAUGCAACUCUACAUACGCACAGGACCUGGACCUGAAGUGCCAACACGUCCAGGGAUUCCUCAGGAGCGUCUGGAGAACCACAGCGACGGUACUGACGACCACGCUGACGACAAGUGCCCCGCCACCCGUGUCCUGGCCUCCCAGCUCAACCCCUCCAGCUCCGUCAUCAACCACCUCCUUCUGGGUCGGAAACCACGCGGAGCAGGCCCCGGACUCUCAUCCACAAGCACAUCCACGCUACCAGGGUCCAGACCCGCUUCUCUGUCCCAGAGUCACGGUUCUCCAGCCAUGCAGCGCUGUGGCUCCAACAGUACCGGAUCUCCGGGGAGCUCCGGAGGAGGCGCAGCAUCCCCUUGGCGUGCUCACGUCCGGGUGCAUCGGAGGAAUAUAGCCAGGGCCCGAGCACAGCUGGGCUUCGGAGAUUCAGAGGAAAGGGAAGACGAGGAGGAAGAGAGAGAGUUGGGGAGACUGGAGGGUGAAGAGGAGAAUAAGAUUGAGGAAAAUGAUGAGGAGCAGAAAGAGGGGAGUGCCUCCUCUGUGUCUCCAUCUCCUGAUCCCUCCGGUGCCAGGUCAGUGUGUGAAGAGGCUCCGCAAGUUGCAGAUGUGACCAAAGAAGCAGAAGUUGCAGAGGUGGUGGUGCAGCUGGACUCCCUGGAUCUAGAGGACGGAUCCCAUCUGACCUCCGCAAACCCAGAUACGCAACCCACGCUGCCAGAGUCUAAAGCUGCACCCCAAGUCCCUCUUCUCCCUCCUCCGCCGUCCUCAAACAGGCAUAAAGAGUCAGACUCCACCGGCUCAGAGGGACCCUUUACCUCCAUCGCUUUACCUCCACCUCACCACUCCUUCCACAUCCCUUCCUCCUCACCUUCCCCCUCUCCGGUCCCUACAUCCGCUUCACCUACGCCACCGAGCUCCACAUCCCGCCUCCCAUCAUCUCCUUCAGCUAACAGCCUCUCCUCUCUCCCUCCUCCCGCAACCUCCACAUUUUACAAAACGUCCUCUCCCUCCACUCCCUCACUCUCCUCCAUCUCCUCAUCGUCCACAUCCCGUAUGUCCUCCUCCCCGUCAACCCCGGCAUUCCCGUCCACCGGCGCCUCCACUCCUAAACACCAGGUCUUCUCCCCGUUCCCUAGCGUGAAGCAGCCCAGGAAAUCGGCAGCAGCCAGGAACCUCGGCCUCUACGGUCCUACAUCCAGAACACCCACAGUCCACUUCCCUCAGCUGAGCCGCAACCUCAACCGUAGUAGUGGUGCCGGCACCACCGGGAGGCGAUGAAAACCUCUGGAUCCCUGAACUGAUGCUAGAAACACACUCAUUCUAUAACGACACCGUGUUGCCUCCUGCAUAUCAACCCUCAUUUGAAGCAGAUUGAAAGUUCAGAAAUCUCUUCAUUAUUGAUGUUGAAAUGUGAAGAUUCACCGGAUGAAGGUGUCAUUCUGAAAUCCACAAGCCAUUAGAGACAAACAUUUAAAGCAGCACUAUGUAAGAUUUGGUCUUUGUUGCCCCCAAGUUGCAACUAGUUGCUGAGAAGAGUCUUAGUUAGUCGCGCACAGGAGGAAAGUAUCAUGCGAUUGCUGCAAUGCGGACCUUUUGCUCUUGUAACACAGUACUAGCUGCCAUUAGCAACAUAGCUUAGCUGACUGAACCCGGACUGGGAGCUCGAAGGAAGGAGGGAGGUUUGUUUACACUAUUAGCAUCGGAGCUAGCAAAGGAGAAUGAGCGCUGGGGCUGUGCGUGUGGGCAACAGAACCGGGUUCACAGCCUCUGAGACCAACGAACUAAAAGCCAGUCUCAUAUUUAUACUUGUCUGGCAGCUUUUCUCUUCUUAGCGCCGUCCGUCGUCGUCUUUUCCUCUGCCGUUAGCUCCAUAGAAGCUGCUGAGCCCGGUUACAUUGCCCGCUGCACGAUCUGACAUCCGAAGCCUAAAAACGUCCUCCUCCCGGCGGUCCGGAGCUCCAGUGCUACCAGCAUAAACACCAACACUCCCCCCGUGCUCUGAGCACCCAGUCCAGACUGUCCAGGACAGUAUGGCUAAGCUAACUAGCUCACAGCAGCUACAUUUGGCAGCAGUUACUUAACUCUGUAAAUCACAUAGAGUUGAAGCGAUCAGAGGGAAAACCAGAAAACAUUUUCUCCACAGAGGCACAAUUCACCCUGUUACAAUUCACUCUACCAUCAGAAUGAUAGGGAAGCUGUUAUUUUAAGGUGGAAAAGUUACAUAAUGUUGCUUUAAGGACUAGUGUUUCACCCACAUCUGUACUGUACAGCCAAGGUAAAGCUACCACAGGACAGUAUCAAGCCCUUUACGGUGGCCUAUGCAGUUCCUUCUUGACCAUAAUGCAUACAUGAUAAUAAAAAACAAAAGACAUGAGGCGUGAACUCUUUGUUUUUAGGACUCAUUGUGUCUCAUCUGCAUUUGUGUCGGACUCGUCUUCAUCUGUUGAACAGUGAGAAAAGGAUUCUCCUCGGACUGAAACAGAACGAGACUCCUGGCCUGGACAAACACUUCCUUCCGGACUCACACGGGGCACCAUAAUGUGAGAUUACGCAACCGCCAUCCAGUUGUUUCGAUGCCAAGUAUUUAAAAAGAAAAAGAACGCAAGAAACAAGAGAUGCCUAAGAAUUGCUGUAAAUGAAGAAUCAUAAAAACUUGUGUGCCCAAAAUCUUAAAAUGUUUAAUGUCCUGAAGCACUUAACAUUUUAUCUUGUUCUGUCUGAUGGUGAAAUCAUAGUGUGUGUGUGUGUGUGUGUGCGCUCUGUAACUGUUGAACAUGAGGAAUGUUGGUCAGUAACAAAGGAAGCUUCAAUGGGAAAGCGACUCUUAGACCCGCUUGGCGGAGUUUUGUUUUUGAACGUUGGGGUGAAAAAUGUGUAGAUGAAAUGUGGCAAAACUAAAUAUAAAGGAAUUCAUCAAUAAUUGAUCAUAUCACUUGCUGUGUUCACAUAAAAUAAACCUGCACAGCACUUCAGAUGUUGAUUGAAUCCCAGUGUGGUCAGCUGCAGCUAAACAUAAUGCUUCAUUGUUUUUACAUUUGAGCACAUUUAGCAUAAUUUAAUUUACCGAAAUUAAACUUUUUCUAUCAUCUACCAGGUUGAUGAUUGUCACAAAUUCAAUUACCGUAAUUACCUUGACGUGGACCCAAACUGUAACGAAAUGUGACACUGCUCUAUAUAACUUAUAACGGGCUGCACAUCAACGAAAAAAUACCUACACAUGAAUACAUAACUUGGUAUUUAUUUAUUUAUUUAUUGUUUUGUUUGGCCUUCUUGUGGAGCACUCACAUGAUCGGUGCCUGUGGGCAUUUAUUGUGUUGGCUGCAUGACGAAGGCCAUUAACUUGUUUUACAAGUUGCUAAAUUUGACUUUCAACCAAACAAACAAUUGUAGCUGGAAAGGACUUAAAGUUGCUUAUGUUUUGCAACGCUUAAUCAAAAAUGUACCCUUUCUAUUCCCCGCCCCUUUCAGAAGCUUUACCCUGGGCGGAGGUCGAAUCAGCCACAGUAGCUCAAUAACUAAAAGUAUGUUACUCCCCCUCUUAUGCCUUCAAGUAUCUCCACUGUCGUACACAUUAUUAGUAUUUUCAUCUCUUUUACAACUUCCUACAGUGUUAGUUGCCACCGUUUUAUCUCAAGUAGCCAAACAUCUGUUGAAGAAUGUCGCUCUGCAUGAUUGAGUUCACUCUUAUUUUCCACUGCCGUAGUUUCAAUGUAUCAUCUUAAUCCUUACACUGUUAAAGGGAUGGGCUGAUUAUCAGAUCUGAUAUUCAGCAUUUUUUUCAAUUAUCAUUAUUUGUUUUUACCGAUUGCUGAUAAAUUAAUUUAGAAGUACUUUGGCUCUGAUGGAGCCGCAUUAAUCUGCCUGUAGUCUCGCUCAAUGCCUACAACCCUGUCUGAUCAUCACAAAUAAUAAAGUAAUAAAUUCUUUAAGAAAAUGUUAAAAAGUUGUCUUUUGCAGCAUUUAAAAUGCUUAAAAUUGCUUAAAGUACUCAAAUAUUUCACUUACGUAGUUCCACAGUCUAAAAAUACUUAAAAAUAUAAAUCUGAAAAGUAACUUAAGUUAUGAAAUAAAUGUGAGUAAAAUGUAUAUUUUCUUCCAUUUAACUCAAAGUUUACAUCAAAGAUUUUAAGGAACAAAAACUCAAUUUUGUAAGUUAAAACAUUCACAUUUUGUUAUUUUUAUUUGUACUGUGAAAAAACAAAAGACCGGUAAAAAGUGCUUAAUCAGGAAUGUUUCUGUAACUUAAGUUAGUGUCACUUGAAAUUUCUGGUAAAAGCUGAUUAAUGAAGAAUCUUUAACUUAACAGAAUUAAGUUAGUUUUACUCAAAAUUUUAAAUGAAUGAAUUUUUUGAGUUAAAUGAACCUAUCUGCAUUUACAGUCUAAAAUGGCCCGUUUGAUCUCUCGAACUCACUAAUUGUAGGAAUACUGUAAUUAAUGACACCAACAUCAAUCACUGAUUUUCACAUAAACACAUAUUGUGUCUAACGUGUGCGUCUGACUGACUACGUUACACCAAAGUAUCCUUCGUUACCGAGGCCAAUACUGCACUCCAAUA
Morone saxatilis (striped sea-bass) is the source of this 5899-nucleotide messenger RNA. It is a transcript of the gene tbc1d30, whose product is annotated as TBC1 domain family, member 30. NCBI's taxonomy places the organism in Eukaryota, Metazoa, Chordata, Actinopteri, Moronidae. The record is from RefSeq and is a predicted model, not a curated record. Gene Ontology annotation, cellular component: endoplasmic reticulum.